AUGCCCAUAUACCUCCACGUACAUGCUUUCGUUUGGAAGUGCGGACGCCUUGCAAACUUUGGCCAGACCACUAUUGAAUCAGUGCCACCCAGCAUUGCUGAAGGGGAAAGUGUUCUUCUACUCGUUCACAAUCCACCAGAGAAUAUUUUAGGCUUUGUCUGGUUCAAGAGAAGGGCUGAUUUCAAGAAUAUUGUGGCCACCCGGUUUAUACAAGAUAUGAAAGCAACUGUGUGGGGACCUGCAUACAGUGGCAGAGAGACAUUGCACAGUGAUGGAUCCCUGCUGCUUCACGGUGUCACUCGGAAAGACUGUGGAUUGUACAUUCUAAAAAUUCUGAGAACAGAUAAGGGAAGUGAAUACACACAAGUGCAACUCAAGCUGGAAACUUCCCAUUCUCAGUUCUGCAACCCUUUCGCUUCUUCCCAACUCAUGAUCCAACCGGUGCCUCGAUAUGCAACUGAAGGGGAAGAUGUAGUUCUUCAAGUUUAUAAUCUUCCAAAAGAUGUGAAAGCCGUUUUCUGGCACAAGGCAACAUACAGAACUCCGGUCUUGAAAAUUGUAAAAUACACCAGAGGCACAAAAUCCAUCUCCUGGGGGCCUGAACAAAGAAUUAAAAAAACAGGAUACAAUAAUGGAUCUCUGAUACUCAGGGAUCUCACUGAGAAAGAUGCAGGAAUCUACACACUAACAGUUUUAAAAAAAGAUUUCAAAAUUGAAAGACUAUACGUGGAAAUUUAUGUAAAGAAGAAUGUGACACAGCCCUUUGUGCGAAUCACUGACACCACAGUCUCUGGAGGUACAUCUGUGAUCUUCACCUGCAUUUCACCUGACACUGAUGUCUCCAUCCGUUGGAUCUUCAAUAAGAAGAAUCUUCAGCUCACAGAGAGGAUGACUGAGUCUCCUACAAAGUGUGGACUCAAAAUAGAUCCUGUCAGGAGUGAGGAUGCUGGAGAGUAUCAGUGUAAGGUUUCCAACCAAUAUUUUAUUGAGAAUUUUCGCAUCGAUGGUCAGGAGUGA
This is a messenger RNA of Microtus oregoni (creeping vole), 1017 nucleotides long. RefSeq names its product pregnancy-specific glycoprotein 22-like. Gene Ontology annotation, biological process: T cell activation. Bases 1 to 1017 code for a protein of 338 amino acids. The record is from RefSeq and is a predicted model, not a curated record. Gene Ontology annotation, cellular component: external side of plasma membrane. The transcript is spliced from 5 exons. Lineage: Eukaryota; Metazoa; Chordata; Mammalia; Rodentia; Cricetidae.